Molecule: messenger RNA, 3021 nt
Organism: Bufo gargarizans (Asiatic toad)
Lineage: Eukaryota; Metazoa; Chordata; Amphibia; Anura; Bufonidae
Gene: KLHL2
Product: kelch like family member 2
Exons: 14
Coding region: 370-1905 (511 amino acids)
Molecular function (GO): protein binding
Source: RefSeq, a predicted model, not a curated record
CUAAUUGGCUGACGAGACGCGAGGUCAGGAUGUUGAUACAGAGUACACUAGCUUGUAGUAAGCCGCUCACUUAGAGACCGGACCGCUGCGGGUCGCGUGCUGCUGCUGCCGUCUACCGGGAGAGCCUGGCGGGUGGGACUAGGAGGAGGAGAAGCGGAGCUGCCGGGCAUGGAGUGAGCCGCGGGAUCUCCGCUCUGCCAGCCCGUGGAAUGGUGCUGACAUCUGCCCGCAGCAUGGAGACGUCGCCCGUCACCGCAGUGGGCGCUAAGGUAGGCCACCAGAAGCCUGUGGAAGUGAAGGAGAACACUGAGAAGUUCUGUCCAGUGACUAUGAACCCGCGGCACACCAGGAAGGCUUUCAAGGUUAUGAAUGAACUCCGCAGGUGAAAUGAGUGAAAGUCGAGCAAAAAGAGUCCGAAUUAAAGAGGUAGAUGGGUGGACACUAAAAUUGCUUGUAGAUUAUGUUUACACUGCGGAAAUUAAAGUGACUGAGGAAAACGUGCAGGUGCUUCUGCCAGCAGCCAGUCUCUUGCAGCUUCAAGAUGUGAGGAAAACCUGCUGCGAGUUCCUAGAAGGCCAGCUUCACCCAACCAACUGUUUAGGGAUCCGAGCUUUUGCGGACAUGCAUGCAUGUUCUGAAUUGUUACACCAAGCUAACACCUUUGCAGAACAACACUUUUCAGAUAUUGUCCAAGGGGAAGAGUUCCUGAAUCUUGGCAUAGAACAAGUUUGCAGCUUAAUAGCCAGUGAUAAGCUGACCGUUCUUUCAGAGGAAAAGGUAUUUGAAGCUGUCAUUACCUGGGUAAACCACGACAAAGAUGUGCGCCAGGAGCACAUGGCACAUCUAAUGGAACACGUACGCCUUCCUUUACUCUCAAGAGAUUAUUUAGUACAGAGAGUAGAAGAAGAGACGUUAGUGAAAAACAGCAGUGCCUGCAAGGAUUACCUCAUCGAAGCCAUGAAGUACCACUUACUUCCUGGAGACCAGCGGACAUUGAUAAAGAGUGCACGGACAAGGCAGAGAACUCCCGUCAGUCUUCCCAAGUUAAUGGUCGUGGUUGGAGGCCAGGCACCCAAGGCCAUCCGCAGUGUGGAGUGCUACGAUUUCAAAGAGGAACAGUGGCACCAAGUGGCUGAAUUACCCUCGAGGAGAUGCAGAUCAGGUGUGGUGUAUAUGAACGGACAUGUGUUUGCUGUUGGUGGAUUCAAUGGCUCUCUCAGAGUUCGUACAGUAGAUUCGUAUGACCCAGUGAAGGACCAAUGGAUAAGUGUGGCAAACAUGCAGGACAGGAGAAGCACUCUAGGGGCUGCAGUCCUCAAUGGACUUUUGUAUGCUGUUGGAGGAUUUGAUGGCAGUACAGGUUUGGCAACCGUUGAAGCUUAUAAUGUAAAGGCAAAUGAAUGGUUUCAUGUAGCUCCAAUGAACACUAGAAGAAGUAGUGUAGGAGUUGGUGUUGUUGGAGGUAUGCUCUAUGCUGUUGGAGGUUAUGAUGGGGCAUCACGACAGUGUCUUAGCACAGUUGAAUGUUAUAACCCAAGUACAAAUGAAUGGAGUUACAUUUCCGAAAUGGGCACACGACGGAGUGGAGCAGGUGUGGGAGUAUUAAACGGAUGGCUUUAUGCAGUUGGAGGCCAUGAUGGUCCACUAGUUAGAAAAAGUGUUGAGAUGUAUGACCCCUCUACUAAUGUGUGGAAGCAAGUUGCCGACAUGAAUAUGUGCCGAAGAAACGCAGGUGUUUGUGCGGUAGACGGCAUGUUAUAUGUUGUCGGAGGUGAUGAUGGGUCUUGUAAUUUGGCAUCGGUGGAGUAUUACAAUGCAGCAACUGACAAAUGGACGCUUUUGCCAUGUUGUAUGAGCACAGGGAGAAGUUAUGCAGGUGUUACAGUUAUUGAUAAGCCAUUAUGAUCUGAGCUUACGUCUUCAGACAGCGCGGGUAUAAAGUGAAGUGUGGUAUUACUUCCUGGCUUGUGACUGCAAGCUGUGGCAGACGAAAUAGAGGCUUUUCAUCUGCAGUAAAGCACAGCAGCCACCGAAGAUUACCCUAGGUUGAAGUAUUGCUCUGAGCUCUUCUGUAUUGAGCAGCAGAUGUCUGGAUUUUGAUACGGUUUGUGAAAUCUGUUCACACAAUUGUUGCUUCCCAACUGUGACAAAAAAAAGCUGCUUUCAUGUCAUCCAGCUCUUGCUGACCACGGUUGACUAAAGGAUGUCUGUACAAAGAAGGAUUUCAAGUGACGUGUAUUUGGUGGACUAGACUUUAUAGUGAAGUAUCUCUUUUUGGAAUCUACAUUGCUAGAAUGUUAGGGGUCAUACUUUCACAUACGAGGAUGCUUUUUUCAGCUAUGUGAAUAAAAUCGAAACUGUGUGUGUAUGUCUGUGCAUACGUGUACUGUAUAAUUGUAAUUGCUGCUUUCUUCAAAGCGGUCCAACUGUUGGGUUACUGCACUAUUUAUAUUUGGCACAGUCCUAGAGUUGUAUUUUUUUUAUAUGCCUAUUUAAAAAAAAAAUGCCACGUGAUCUGGUCAGUGGUAUUGGGAGGGGGGUUGUGGAAAAAGCAUUGCCAAAUGUUUUUAUAGAAAAAAUAUAACUUAUGGAUCAAUGAUUAUUUAUGAUGUGGUUUGUAUUAAUUUGCACAAAUUUCAUAGUAAUUCCUUUAUGUGAAGGAAUUUUAUAGCAUGGCGAUGAUUUCAGUUUUCCAGAUAAACUUGUGGAUAUCAGGUGAAUAUGCAUGAUUUAUUAUACUUAUUUAAGUAUUUGUCUAUGUAGUUAAAUUAUUUUACACAAGCGGCAUAAAUCAGUUGUCUGUUUAUUACUGAUCUGUUUUGCUAAGGACAAUUAUGGCUUUUCCUUUUUAACAAUUCAUAAAUGUACGUCCGGUUGAUUACAUAUUUCUUUAAAUAAAAUUUUUGUAUCUCAAUCUGACUUUUUUUAUUGACUGGUAGAUUUAUUUAUUUUACGCACUUACAGUAUCUCACAAAAGUGAGUACACCCCUCACAAUUUGGUAAAUAUAUAUUUUAUUAUAC